GUGAAGCUUCCCUCACACAGCAGUAGUGCAACAUGGAGCAGACUGAAGUGCUAAAGCCCAACACCCUGGAUGAGCUGAUCCAGAUCCUGCAUGAGAUAUUUGCCAGUGAUAAAGUGAAUAUAGAGGAGGUGCAGGCUAUAGUGGAGUCCUAUGAAAGCAACCCAAGGGAAUGGAUGAAAUUUGCCAAGUUUGACCAGUACAGGUACACCCGAAAUCUUGUGGAUGAGGGAAAUGGAAAGUUCAAUCUAAUGAUCCUGUGCUGGGGAGAAGGACAUGGCAGCAGUAUCCAUGACCAUGCCAACUCCCACUGCUUCUUGAAAAUCCUUCAGGGAAGCCUCAAAGAAACUCUGUAUGAGUGGCCCAAGAAAAAAAGUAACACUGAAAUGGUGAAGAAGGCAGAAGGUGUAUUGAAGCUGAAUCAAUGUGCCUAUAUUAAUGAUUCUAUUGGCCUCCAUCGUGUAGAGAACCCGAGCCAUACAGAGCCUGCUGUAAGCCUCCAUUUAUACAGCCCUCCAUUUAAUGAGUGCCACACAUUCGAUCAGAGGACUGGACACACAAAUUCAGUGAAAAUGACUUUUUGGAGCAAGUAUGGAGACAGAACUCCUUUUGCAAUUGCACAGUCGCAGGAAAAUAACUAAACCGGAUCCAAAAAAAUGAAUAACCUGAGAAACUGGAAAUAUUUUAGAUUCACUCAGUGCUGAUGUGACCAAACUGUAACUGGACCUCCUGGGAAACUUUUGAAAAAAAGGCAGAAACUUUCAUCCAAUGGCGGCAUUUCUUGAGACCUAAGGAAAUCAACAUUUUAAUUCCCUGUUUUGAAAUAAAUUGUACAGUAAUGCAAAUUAAGAAACAUCUGCUUUAAAACUGGAAAUCUGGAAUAUUCUUUAAUUUUUGUAAAGCUGCUUUCCUGUGAAACAAUUUCUGCUGAAUAGCCUUGAAUUUUCUAGAAUAAUUGUAUAGUUUUUAAUGUUUGUUGUAACAAAUGUACAUUUUCUGAUCUUAAUAUUUUUAGAAGAACUAGCAUAUGAAUUGGCUUGCUCAUCCGUGUUAUUUUAAGUCUCUUUUAUGAGUCUGUUUCCUUGUACUGUUGUUCAUGUUAAGUUUGAUAAGAUAAGUUAUCAUUGUUGUAGUGACUUAUAAGGAAAACAAUCCUCCUCCUACCGUGAUUGAGCAAUUCAUUUAGCAACUUUGCUUUGAUGUUUCAUGUGAGCGUGUGGCUUUUAAAACAAUAAAAAUGUGUUGACUCCAGUAAUCAUACAGAUGGUAUAUUAUCUGGAAGCCCAGAUUGGCCCUGAAACACAGCAUUGCUAUUUAAUACUUCACUUUUACUUUUUUGUGUCAAUAAUAACAAGACAGUACCUUGUACUUGAUGUUAAAUAAGCCAGCAUGGAGCAAUGGCACCAAUAAUCAUAGUAGUUUUUAAAGCAUAAUUCUCCAUGCAAGAGGCAUUAUCUAACACCCAAGGCCCAAGCAUUCCAGUUAAUAGAUCCUAUACCUGUCAAAAAAAAAAAAUUAAAUGUACUGUUUAAAUAUUAUAAGCUAAUCACUUUUUGUUUGUUCUUUUAGAUCUACAGAAAAUAAUUAUGUAAUGUAAUAAAGCAAGUUUUU
Xenopus tropicalis (tropical clawed frog) is the source of this 1608-nucleotide messenger RNA. RefSeq names its product cysteine dioxygenase type 1 (gene cdo1). The transcript is spliced from 5 exons. The coding region runs from base 33 to 638 and encodes 201 amino acids. Gene Ontology annotation, biological process: sulfur compound metabolic process; taurine biosynthetic process. Gene Ontology annotation, molecular function: oxidoreductase activity, acting on single donors with incorporation of molecular oxygen, incorporation of two atoms of oxygen; cysteine dioxygenase activity; iron ion binding. The record is from RefSeq and is marked provisional. Lineage: Eukaryota; Metazoa; Chordata; Amphibia; Anura; Pipidae.